Molecule: messenger RNA, 1071 nt
Organism: Aspergillus luchuensis
Lineage: Eukaryota; Fungi; Ascomycota; Eurotiomycetes; Eurotiales; Aspergillaceae
Exons: 2
Coding region: 1-1071 (356 amino acids)
Source: RefSeq, a predicted model, not a curated record
AUGGCUCUUACUCAACCGUCAACUUCGGAGAGGACGAUCCGCAAAAUUGACAUUGCCCAGGUGUCCCUUAGCCUCCAGGAUCGGUUAGGCCUCGCCAAAGUCAAGUAUCAGAAUGGACGUUUACAGGCACUCGGACCAAACCAUAAUGGCGGAAUACAGGUGUGCUUGGGAAGUGACAGGCCGUCGGAUUCUUCGUCGGAGGUCUCGCACAGCCGGAGUGAAACCCCAUUGACUCCCCCUCCCUUGCCAAACUCGUCAUAUUCCAAGGAGCUCCCUCGAUCGUCUCGGAAUCGACAUGCCGCAACUUUCGACUCCAAGGCCAUGCAGCCUAUGCUGUCUGCCAGCCGGAAGCGUCUGCGAUCCGACUCGAUUACAGAUCGUACGGUCAAAGCCCCCCGGGUGUCUUGGAAGAGUUCACACCACCUGCCCGAAUCGUCUCCAGGCUUCAACCGACAGCACCUGAACCGACACCUUCCCCUUCCCUUCAUGUCAGAUAUACCCGAGUAUUCUUCACCGGCGUAUCCUCAUCACUCAGAAGACGACAAUGACCCCGACCUCCCUGUCCACAGUUUUCAGCAUGUCAGCUCUCUGGCAGGCUCUUCACCUCCCCGCACGCCUCCUCCGAAGCACGCCCGUCUAUCCCGGAACGACCGACAAUUGCGGCAUGCAGACGGAGCAGAUUUGCUUCUGUACCUGGCCAAUUCCCCAACACCAGCCAAGUCUCAGCAGGUGCGGGAUUUCCCACCGUCGACUCCUCCGAGCCAGCACGCCGCUCUGCCCUCGUUGACCCCGACUCCUGGCGGCGGCGGCGUCUUCCCCAACUUCGGUACCCCGAACCAACAGUUCAACUUUGCCGACUUUGUGAAUGUGACACCCAGUCCGGCACAACCUCCCUGGGGCGGUCGCACGCCGGGAGGGCCCUCGAAAACACCCCUUGCCAACAAGGAGCGAAAGAGGUCUAAUCUCGACGGCCUGCUGCCGCCGAGUACGGACAGCCCGAGGAACCGCGGAAAGGGGCCUGCCAUGGUCCUCCAACUCGGUGAAGAGCUGCGACCGGAAAAAAGCAAAUAA